AUGUUUAGACCACUAGCAUUGAAGCCUUCCUGCCGUGCCAUAAACAGAAUACCAGUUUGCAGGUUUUCGACGGGACUCAUUGCACAGAAACCCACAUUGGCUUUAACUUCUGGUUCGAUCCAAGGCACACAGUCCAGAAGGAUUCAGACUCCCAAGACCAAAGACGCCACCAAAUGGUACCUACUGUCUGAGAUCUUUAGAGGCCUUUAUAUCACUUUGGAAAUGUACUUUCGUGCCCCAUAUACAAUCUACUACCCUUUUGAAAAAGGUCCAGUUUCUCCCCGUUUCAGAGGAGAACACGCUUUGAGAAGAUAUCCAUCCGGAGAAGAACGUUGCAUUGCCUGUAAGUUAUGCGAAGCAGUUUGUCCUGCUCAGGCUAUCACCAUCGAAGCCGAAGAACGUAUUGACGGUUCCCGAAGAACUUACAAGUACGACAUUGACAUGACCAAGUGUAUCUACUGCGGUUAUUGUCAGGAAAGUUGUCCAGUUGAUGCCAUUGUUGAAACCCCUAACGUUGAGUAUGCCACCGAAACUAGAGAGGAGCUGUUGUAUAACAAGGAAAAAUUGCUUGCUAAUGGUGACAAAUGGGAACAGGAAAUCCAGUACGCUUUAGAUGCCGAUGCUCCAUACAGGUGA
Komagataella phaffii GS115 is the source of this 636-nucleotide messenger RNA. RefSeq lists its product as hypothetical. NCBI's taxonomy places the organism in Eukaryota, Fungi, Ascomycota, Pichiomycetes, Pichiales, Pichiaceae. Gene Ontology annotation, cellular component: membrane. The record is from RefSeq and is a predicted model, not a curated record. Gene Ontology annotation, biological process: mitochondrial electron transport, NADH to ubiquinone; mitochondrial respiratory chain complex I assembly. Gene Ontology annotation, molecular function: NADH dehydrogenase activity; 4 iron, 4 sulfur cluster binding. The transcript is spliced from 2 exons. The coding region runs from base 1 to 636 and encodes 211 amino acids.